GUUUCAAUCAUAUUUCACAUGGUACAGGAGUGUCACUGAAACCAGUAUUGUAUCGUAAAGCCCAAGGUUAUUGAAUGUCUGACUCAAAAGCAAACUGAAAUCCGCUGGGUUUUCUUGGCUUGAUGUAGGAAGCUCGGGCAGCACUUUGAGUCUCCCCGACAAACAGGAGGGUUCAUCUCCCAGAAGCCCCUCUGAUGUCACCCGUGAUGCUCAACAUAGUCAACUCAAAGCACGGCUUGCACUGCAACUAGAAGAAAAUGAAACCUUGAGAACUGCUCUGAAGAAUGCCUUGAAGGAAAAGAAAGAAGGUUUGCAAUUCUACAAGGACUUGCUGGCCCAAGCAAAACAGGAAUUCCAGCAGGCCCACAGAAAGCAUGAGCAGGGGACUUAGACUGGACUGAUGAAGUGUCUUUGCUAGCAAACAGAGAUCACUAAAGGACAACACCGGCAUUAAGGUAUUCCCUCGUUCCGGACCAGUGCUUCCUCCACACCAUUGACUACAUCCAGGAACUUGGGUAAAUAAGUCCCCGCUGUGCAGGCAGAGGUUAAAGUGGACUGUGCCAGUUUUGACAGCGUUGUGAAAGAGUUUUCCGGGCAGAAAGAAGCAGCAGGGGGAGGGAUGAGACGCGGGAGAAGAAGAGGGAAAAUGGCGAUGGAGGGGCCUAGGCAUCAACCGCCAACCCUCGUCCCAUUGCUGAUGAGUGUAACGGCUGUGUUGAUCUCACACCACAUCUUCAACGCUGCUGCCCAGAUACCAGACCCCGAGCUUCUGCCAACAGACCCUCCAAAAAAGCCAGAUCCAGUCACUUCAGAAUCAGUGGUGUUUUGGGGCCUUCGAUUAUGGCAGGUUGUAGGCAUUUUCUCCAUGUUCAUCCUAGCAAUUAUAAUAACACUGUGCUGCAUCUUCAAAUGCCGAAUUCCACGAACAAAAAAAGAGAUAGAGGCUCGGAAUGUACAAAGACAAGCUGCAAAAACCUAUGCCAACACACUGGAGACGGUGCCCCCCCUCAACGAGCUCACAGAUAUGCCGGGAGCGGUGAAGCCUGAGGAGAAGGAGGAGGUGCCAACUGUUGCAGGAAAGGUUGACGCAGAAAAGGGAAAGAAGAAAGAAAAAGAAGGCAAAAAGGAAGGCAAGGGUGCAAAAGAAGGAAAAGAAGGGAAGGGAGAGGAGAAGGAUGAAACCACAAAGAAGAAAGGGGAAAAGGGAGAAAAAGGAGAGAAAGGAGCAUCAAAGAAAGAGACGUCGGAUGGAGGGAAAGGUAAAAAGGGAGGUGGAGAGAAAGGAGAAGAAAAAGGAGGGAAAGGAGGUGGAGCCAAGGGCGGUGCCAAGAAGCCUGCAAAAAAGUGA
Sinocyclocheilus grahami is the source of this 1348-nucleotide messenger RNA. RefSeq names its product transmembrane inner ear expressed protein-like. The record is from RefSeq and is a predicted model, not a curated record. Bases 620 to 1348 code for a protein of 242 amino acids. The transcript has 8 exons. NCBI's taxonomy places the organism in Eukaryota, Metazoa, Chordata, Actinopteri, Cypriniformes, Cyprinidae. Gene Ontology annotation, biological process: inner ear morphogenesis; sensory perception of sound.